AAAACAAUUUUUUCCUAUUUAUUUAAACUUGAACCUUUGUAAGGUUCAAUGAGGAAAGAGAUCGAUUUUUACGUGAUUUGGAAUAUUGCUUUCAUCAUAUUUUUUGUGUCAAUCCUCUAUUAUUACAUGUUUGUCGGUUUCUGAACAAACUGCAGACAAGCGCAUGUUAUGUAAUAAGAGGUCCCUUCUGCUGUUGUCUCUUGGAGUGGCUGCAAUUUCUUGGAUCUACGCAGAGGAAACCAUGUCGAUCUACCGCGGAACAGUUUGGUUUAUCAAGGGGAUGAGGGAGUACACAAAGUCAGGAUAUGAAGCUGCAGCUAAGAAAUUCAACGAGGGAGACUUGAAGGUUGACUGCACAGGAAAAUCUUAUUUGAUCACAGGCUCUAACAGUGGCAUUGGCAAACACGCUGCUUUGGAAUUGGCUAGAAGGGGCGGCACCGUUCAUCUCGUUUGCAGGAACAAAACUGCAGCACAAGAAGCUUGCGAUGAAAUCAAGUCUGAAACGGGAAAUAACAAUGUUCAUGUGCAUGUCUUAGACAUUUCGAAACCCAGAGACGUCAUUCGAUUCGUGCAAAGCUUCACUCAUGAAUUGGACGUUUUGGUGAAUAAUGCUGGAUGCAUGGUCCACACAAGGGAGCUGGAUGAAAAUGGACUGGAAAAGAAUUUUGCCACAAACGUCGUCGGAACGUACUUGCUGACCAAAGCCCUCCUCACCAAGUUUGAAGGUUCCUCAGAUCCCAGGGUCAUUACUGUGUCCUCUGGAGGAAUGCUGAACCAGAAACUGGACGCCGAGGACCCUCAAUGUGAUAAAAUGAAAACGUUUGACGGAAGACAGGUUUAUUCGCAGAAUAAGCGUGGCCAAAUCGUGAUGACUGAGCAGCUAGCCAAAGCGCACCCCAGUGUUCACUUCUCCUCGAUGCACCCUGGCUGGGCAGACACUCCAGCUGUCCGCACCGCCAUGCCUGACUUCUACAACAAAAUGAAGGACAGGCUACGCACCACAGACCAGGGCGCUGACACGAUUGUCUGGCUUGCCAUUGCUGCUGCUGCCAAGAAACAGCCUUCUGGUCUUUUUUUCCAAGAUCGGACUCCAGUUUCGACUCAUUUGCCUUUGGCUUGGACCAAAUCAACACCUCAGGAGGAAACGGUUUUCAUGCAAAAGUUGGAAGACCUGUGGCACAAAUUUAACCGAGUGGAUUGCGAAUAAUUAUUAAAGUUUUGAAUUAAUUUGAGCAAUGAUUUAAUUAAUAAUGUUACUGGAACACUUAACUAUGUAUAUCUAUACUGCAGUGAAAUCUUGUAAUUUUAUACUUAUUUUGCAAAUAUAAUUUGAUUUCAAUA
Molecule: messenger RNA, 1341 nt
Organism: Cloeon dipterum
Lineage: Eukaryota; Metazoa; Arthropoda; Insecta; Ephemeroptera; Baetidae
Product: dehydrogenase/reductase SDR family member 12-like
Exons: 8
Coding region: 164-1207 (347 amino acids)
Source: RefSeq, a predicted model, not a curated record